This is a messenger RNA of Epinephelus fuscoguttatus (brown-marbled grouper), 6792 nucleotides long. It is a transcript of the gene trak1a, whose product is annotated as trafficking protein, kinesin binding 1a. Gene Ontology annotation, biological process: endosome to lysosome transport; neurogenesis; anterograde axonal transport of mitochondrion. Gene Ontology annotation, molecular function: GABA receptor binding. Gene Ontology annotation, cellular component: dendrite. NCBI's taxonomy places the organism in Eukaryota, Metazoa, Chordata, Actinopteri, Perciformes, Serranidae. The record is from RefSeq and is a predicted model, not a curated record. Bases 770 to 3979 code for a protein of 1069 amino acids. The transcript has 15 exons.
UCUGUGUUUAUUGAGUCAUUGUCAGAGAUGCGGUGGGUCCAUGUGUAGAUCUAGUGCUGUCACUGAGCAAGGAAUGUUACAAAAGAGAAGACAACUGGUAUAAUAUGACCUCAGGGAGACUCGGCCAGAGGACAGACUGCCGGGAGCACAGGAAGAUGAAUUGACAGAAAGCUAUAAAUGGAUGGAGACGUGAGAGGAUAGAAGCUGGCACGUUUGCUGAAGCUUUUGAGGGACUGAGGAAAACUAAUGGACAGAGAAGAUAGAAGACAGAUAGAGACCAAAGGAUAAAGAGACAGGACAGACUAACAGAAAAUGUCAGAUUACAACUGACACAUUUUGCUGAAACAGUGGGGAUUUAACAAUGGACAAAUGGAUGAUAAAGUGACAAUGUUUUUGUCUGCUGACAAGCGAUGACGCAAGUAACAGUUCUGGGGGAUGACACGCAGAAACGGCACUGGCACCAUCACAGAUAUGGAGCAUAUUAACUUGACAGUUUGCUCUUAAUGAGUGUGGGACAGAAAGGACAUAUGAUGAGAAUGGGCAGACUGUCACCAUUAAUGACUGUGUGCCAGCUGGUAACUGCUAAGCAUGCUGGGAUAGCAGAACUGGCCACUGACUGACUGAGUAACGGACAAUAUCAGUAACUAGGAAGAUCCCAGGGUCAAAUGGUUGUCUCAAAGCAUGCUGGGACAUUGGAUUUGCCAGAGAUGUUACGGCUAAGUAUGCUGGGACGUUGGAAACAACACAGCUGUCUGUCAGAGCAGUGAGGAUGAACAGACGAGGCCAGGUCAGAGGUCGGAGGUUUGUCAAGGCAGACUACUAUGAACUGGACUGGUACUAUGAGGAGUGUACUGAUGUGCUGUGUGCUGACAGAGUGGGCCAGAUGACGAAGACCUACAGUGACAUUGAUGCUGUCACUCGGCUGCUGGAAGAGAAAGAGCGUGACUUGGAGUUAGCAGCUCGCAUCGGACAGUCACUGCUGAAGAAAAACAAAGCCCUCAGUGAGAGGAACGAACUGCUGGAGGAGCAAGUAGAGCACAUACGAGAGGAGGUGUCUCAGUUGCGUCAUGACUUGUCCAUGAAAGAUGAGCUGUUACAGUUUUAUACCAGCGCUGCCGAGGAGAGUGAGGGGGAGUCUACCACCUCCACACCUGUGCGUCCCAGUGAAACCAGUGUGUCAACUCCAGUUAGUUUCCCUCUCGACUCUUUGCAGAAGAAACUCAAAGAUCUGGAAGAAGAAAACAAAUCACUGCGAUCUGAGGCCAGUCACCUGGAGACAGAAACCAUCUCCUACGAGGAGAAAGAGCUACAACUUGUAAAUGACUGUGUCAAAGAACUACGUGAUGCCAACGUGCAGAUUUCCUCUCUGGCUGAAGAGCUGGCCAGGAAGACUGAGGACGCCUCCAGACAGCAGGAGGAGAUCACACACCUCCUCUCCCAGAUAGUAGACCUCCAGAAAAAGGCCAAGAUGUAUGCCGUGGAGAACGAGGAGCUGACUCAGCACCUAGGUGCAGCCAAAGAUGCCCAGCGACAACUCACUGCUGAAUUGCGAGAGUUACAGGAUAAGUAUGCCGAGUGCAUGGAAAUGCUUCAUGAGGCUCAGGAGGAGCUGAAGAACCUGAGAAAUAAAACUUUACCACUCAGCACACCGAGGCGUUUCCAUUCUCUUGGUCUGUUCCCGAUGGACUCUCUGGCAGCAGAAAUAGAGGGCACCAUGAGGAAGGAACUUCAGAUGGACGAUCCAGAUGUAGAAGAGCAGAGACUGCACCCAAAGCGAGUGUUCCAGACGGUGAAAAACCUGAACCUGAUGCGUCAGCAGCGUUCAUCGCUGGCCCCCUCACCCCUCAACAUCCCAGGCUCCAACCAGACAUCAUGCCUCACCUCAGGGCUCUCCAGCAGGGUGGGCACGCCGCGCUCCAACUCUAUAUAUGGUAGCGAGACAGGAAGUGGGAUCAUCCUGGACAACAGGACAAGCAGUAUCCUGGAGUGUCCAGACGAUGGGUCAGAGGACUCUAACAAGCGGCCCCCUGGAACCCCAGGGACCCCGGGCAGCAGGGACCUGGAGGCAGCCCUGCGGCGUCUGUCGCUCCGUCGUGACAACUACCUCUCAGAAAAACGCUUCUUUGAAGAUGAGAGGGAGAGAAAGCUGGCUUACCUGGCCAAAGAGGAUGAAAAGGGAGGCGAGGGGAGUAGCGGAGGCCCGGGGACACCGAUGGAGAGCCUGUUAUCGCUGUGCUCGCAUCCCUCAUUAGGAAGUGUCUGGUCAGGGUACUCCUUCACAGCGAGAUCCUACCUGCCGGAGAAGCUGCAAAUUGUAAAGCCGCUAGAAGGCUCUGCUACUCUCCACGCAUGGCAGCAGCUGGCUCAACCUCACAUGGGUGCUCUGUUGGAUCAUCGGCCUGGUGUAGUCACAAAGGGCUUUCGCACUUUAGCACACGAGCAGGAGCAGGAACAGGAAGACGGCUGGCACCUGGACCAACCAGAGGAGGACGAAGAUUUGUGCGACACAUUCACCGGCUUGUCAGGAGAGAGCUCUGCUCCCAUGGAUCUGCCUCACUCUACCUCCUCUCCCUCCGUCUGCUGCAACAAGAUGGAAGACGCCGAUGACAAUAGCCAGUCGCAAACAUUGCAAGGAGACUUGUGCAGGGCAAGAGAACCGAUUCAAGUUAAAGACGGACAUGUUGCAAACAUGCCCCUUUCCUUCUCCUGCUCCUCCCCUUCUUCCUCUCCUCUCCCCUCUUCUUCUGAGAUGAACGGGCACAUGGACCUCAAGGAGCUCCAGGCCUUACAGGCCGCCGCAGUAGACCGUAUGCCUGUUAAUUUCCCAGGGAAGUGUAUGUCCCAUACCUCCUCUACAUACACCUUCACCACCUGCAGGAUUCUCCACCCUUCGGAUCAGCUGACCUCUGUGUCCCCGAGCUCGGCUCUGGCCUCUUGUCAGAGCAGUGCUUGCCACAGCACCACUACCCCUGCUUCCUCUCCCAUACCCUUCUCUGCUCCAAAUACACCUUCCUACACCCCCUGCUGCACCCCGCGCCGCCUCUCCCUCUCCCUCUCACUAGCUGAAUCCUCCACCAACCUUCGGGACUCCACCAAGACCACCAGUACCUCGCUAGGCCUGGUGCGCCUCCUGCUGGAGCAUGGGAUUUCUGCCUCAGUGUAUGACCCCCGCAGCUGGGACCGAGGGUUGGAUGCCAGCGGAGCUUCAACACCUGUGGGAGGAGUGCAAGCACAGAGGAGCACGGACACACCAGGGGAGACUGAACACAGACGACUGAAGAAACGCCCGGAUACCCUCCUUCUCCAACCAUCAACCCCGCCUAACUCCCCUCGUUCUAAAUCUGCUUCUUCUACUAACAACCGCCCAGUCUUUCAGUUCAGCCCUUCUGCUGAUGACCCGCCAUUUUAUGACACCUUCCUCGCCUCUAAGCCGGCUCGUACCAUUCUGAGGGAAGUGCUAGGGGAGGCGGAGAGGGAGCGAGGGGGGCAAACAGAUGAUGACGGCCAAACAGAGAAGCUGAACCUGCGACUUGUGGACAAGCUGAAACGUUUCCGCACUCUCUCCCCUCAUGCUGGUUCUGUUUCAUCUGGGAGUACUCUGUUAGCCCCCUUCAGCUCCACUGGACUGGGGAGCAGUGCCCUGGGUGGGGGGCUUCCAGGUUUGAAUGCAGGGCUGAGGAGGAAUCGAAGCUAUCCCGCCAUGGUAGGGGCCAGUAUGGCUAUGAAAGACCCAGGGGGCCCCCCCAGCACAGAGAUAGUCAUACCACAUACGAUGCAAACCCCACAUACUCAACAGGCAGUGAACACACAGGAAAUGGACAAAAUGCAAACAAAUCACACACUGUUCACACACAUACCACAGACACUACAUGAAGCAGUGACACCACAGACAAUAAAGCAGAGACACACCAGGCCAAACUACGGGCUGUGGCACUCAACAAGCAAUGACCAACUCAGUGAUGACGAAACUUGGACAUAAAGGGAGAUAUUCAGUGGAGUGGCUCAUAUUACAUCUACUGCAUAUAACAUUUCACAGUACCAUACAUACGACAUUAGACAUUUGCACACAUACAAAUUUAUUUAUAAAACCAAAUAUCAUACACGACCAUAUAGACUUCCUGCAACUAUAGAGUAGACCAAACAGCUACACUGAUGAACAGUACAGGCCACCUACAGACUCAAGUAAGUCCUCUCUCCAAACCAGUCCAGACUCCAACUGAUCUACAGUCACCAGUAAAUGUAAACUCAAUGAAACGGUGGUGAAUGAUCCAGUGGUGGCUGACACUGUUACACUGUGUUAUACUCAUAUACUGUCAGACUAACAAUGAUGGAGUAUGUUGCCUUCCUCUGUGUCCACUGUAAUGGUAUAUUGUAUGUGCAAUAUACUGUGUCAUAUACUGUGUAAUAUUAAAGGCCCAAUCUGGUGGAAAUACAGCAGAGUUUUCCCACAACCCCUUUCAGUCUCUUUUUCCUCCUCAACCUUAAUGAGUGCACUUUUGGAGAAAAGAAAGGCAACAUAUGGAUGAAAUUUAAUUCAAAUGUUUAAUUGUACUGCACUGGCCUGAAUACAACAUUGUUUUUUUUUUUAUUGAGAUUACAGGUAUUUAUGAAGGAGUGGGGGUUGUAUAUUCCAAGACUAAACCAUCACGCAUUCAAUCAGCAGGUGUUACUGUUGCUGCACUUUAAAAUAACACUGUGUCAUGGGUCAUCUGUAGCCUGAAUGUGGCUAGGCUAGCAGGUUUAACCAUGGUACUGCAACACAAAAAUCUCCAGAAAGCAUUAACAACCAGUAAAAAUGACAUACAUCUGUGGUCUUUGGCUUCAGAAUUGAAUUUUUGAUAUCUGUAAAAAUGUUGUCAAAGUGCUCAAAGUGACUGAGUAAUGUCAUCCCAGUGUUCAGUCUGUGGUAACAACUAAUAAAUGUUAAAGCCCACCAGGAAAAGACCAAUAUGUCUCUCCCAUUGUAAAGAUACAGCCAGAGUUAAGUUGGCUGCUAGGCCUGAAGGGAGCCUUUUACCAGAGCCUUUAUUUUGGGGUUGUAUUUAAGCCUUUAAUUGCAUUGGAGAUAAAUGGAAGUUAUAUUGUCACAUGCAGUGACAUUAGCACUAGAGAUUAGUUUCUACCAGCAACUUUUUUUUUCCUAUAUAUAUAAUCCAUAUAAAAAAAAAAAAUAUUAAAAAAAAAAUCCAGAUUGGGACUUUAAUGUGUGACCUCGCUGUGACUCCCUGUUCUUACGUGCCUAAAAACAGCUAACAUACUGUAUCUCAUUGGAGGAUGGGUUUGUAAUAUUUGAUUACUUUAUCAUUUUAAUGCAGUGGAGCGAGUAAAUGAGAAUAACUGCAGAUUAAUGUAUUUGCAUCUGAACCUGCUGAGGGUCCCCACACAUUUGUGUUUUCGUCUCGAGUAGUUUGGGUGAAGCACCCGCUUCAGUUAUAAUCCACAGGGACAUGUAGCACAUGAACAGUAACAGGUCCGGCUACACAGACACCAGUUCAAACACUGUGACUACAGACAACAUGAGGCACACCGGCAGAAAACACAAAACUUGCUUUGUCAGAUUCACUUUUUCCCAUAUUGCUUGUCACGUGCAUACAUAAUGAUGCCAUAUUAUUUAUUUUGUCAAAAUCAAACAAAUGUGUGGGUGAAAAAACAGCAAUAUUAAGCAUUAUAAAAUGUGUAUGUUUCUGAAUGUAAAUGUAAAAGGAGUGACUUGAAAUAUCCAAAUGUUGGUUUUUAAGAGCAGGAGAGAGAGAUUGUGUUAAUUUUUUGCUGAAGGGAAAUUUUUGGUGUCACUGACCAGUUCCACUGUCCAGACUCGGGAACACCCCUACGUCUUUUUAUAUUUAAAAAGAGAGCAACAUUAAGUUUUAUCAGUCCAUAUUUUGAAUAUGACCAUCACACAAACACUUUACUGGCCACAUUAACAUCGAUCCUUUGCAUCCUCAUGCUGUUCGUGUGUCAGUUAAAGUCUGAAGCUGGACACUGGGACUGGGCCACUGACUGUCUGACUGACACUGAAUGAAUGGACAAAAUGGCUGGCUGUGAUGCUGGCAGUGAUCUGUUGAAAUCCUUAAUGAUUAAGGGGUUGAUGCUAUUGAGCUGGAGAUUAAUAAUCAUCAAAUAUAUUUAUUAAAUACUUGGAUUAUUAGAGGCACAUGUAUAACUGAAUUGUACAUGUUUAAGUGAAGGACUUUUGCAGAUUGUAUUUAUAUUUUUAACGGUCACACUGACAUUUUGAAUCAUUUUUCAUUGGCCUGUUUAUGUUAAAAAAUAAAACAUUUCUAUGAGGCUUUUAAAAUGGCUUCAUAGAAACAUUUCCAUUUAAAACAAUGGGUACAGUUAGCUGUCUACAAGCUUACAGUGCAGUGAUGCUGCCUAUCGUAACAGUUGCACAUUUGGGGGGAAAAAACAAAACAAUUUACAGUAUUUAAGAAUGACAUGAAGCGACAAGGAGUUGGUGUGUGUUUGCGUGUGUGCUUGCUUUUCUGUGUGUCCACUGAAUCAUCUGAAUGUAAGUUAUUACAAACAGUGAACCUGCUGUAGGGCCAUUUAUUUGUACAGUAUGUUGAUUUAUCUUCGGUUUGUGUUGGGAACUAUUAUUGCAUUGUAAAUGUAUGCAACACAUAUAGUCAUGUUAACUUUUUUUUUUUUUAAGAUGAAACUGUAACAGUAGAACAGAAAUACAGGGAAUUAAGUUGUUUAUUUUCAGUAAAGAGGGAAACAAACUUUUCUGUUCAGGGAAUGAAGUGUUCUAUUCUACAGAACAGGCCGUAACGUUAAUAAAAAUAAAUA